AGAGAGAGAGAGAAUGAGAGGGAGACAUGUUUUGGAGUGAUGAUAGUCGGCCGCCUUCAGGAGAGGAGGAGGAGGAGGAGGAGGAGGAGGAGGUAGUGGAUCAGCUUGUGUCUCCUCCACCGCCCAACACGAAGGUGAAGCUUGAGCGGGUGUUGGGUCUGACCGUACCCAGCAAUGCCGCGCUGGACUGUGACCCGCACUCCGGACAGGUGGCAUAUCCGGCAGGAUGUACCGUGGUGCUGCUCAACUCCCGCAAGAACCGUCAGUACCACGUGCAGAACGCCUCCAGGAAGACCGUCACCUGCGUCGCCUUCUCCCCGUGCGGCCGAUACCUGGCGACGGGCGAAUGUGGCCACCAACCUUCCGUUCGCGUGUGGGACCUCGCGGACCGGACCCAGAUGGCGGAGUUCCAGGGACACAAGUACGGCGUCUCCUGCGUGGCGUUCUCCCCCACCCAGAAGUACGUGGUGUCGGUGGGCUCGCAGCAUGACAUGAUCGUCAACGUGUGGGACUGGCGGGGCGGCGUCAAGGUGGCCUCCAACAAGUUCUCGAGCAAAGUGAAGGCCAUCAGCUUCGCCGAGAAUGGCUCCUACUUCGUCACUGUCGGCAACCGCCACGUCAAGUUCUGGUACCUGGAAGUGGCGCGCGGCUCCAAGUUCAAAGAGCCCGUUCCCCUCACCGGCCGUUCAGCCAUUCUUGGGGAGCAGCGGAACAACUACUUCUGCGACGUUGCCUGCGGCCGAGGGGAUAUGGGGGACUCCACCUUCGCCAUCACCAAGUCCGGCCUCCUCUGCGAGUUCAACAACAGAAGACUGCUGGACAAGUGGGUGGAGCUGAGGACCCCGAGUGCCAACUGUCUGGUGGCCGGGGAGAACUACAUCUUCGUGGGGUGUGCUGAGGGCAUCGUACGCUGCUUCAGUCCCUUCAACCUUCAGUUUGUGACCACCCUGCCACGCACUCACUACCUGGGCGUGGAUGUGUCCAAGGGGCUGACCAUCAGCCACAUGGCAGCUCACCCUAACAAUGCCAAGUACCCGGACACCAUCGCCAUUGCCUACGACGAGAACAACCACAAGGUGACGGCCGUAUACAAUGACCACUCCAUGUACGUGUGGGACAUCAAGGACAUCAAGAAGGUCGGUAAGUCUCACUCCUACCUCUACCACUCCGCCUGCAUCUGGGGGGUGGAGACGUACCCGCCGCCAGGGGAUGGGGUGAAGGGCUUGCUACCUCCGGGCUCCUUCAUCACCUGCUCCUCUGACGACACCAUCCGAGUGUGGAACAUCGACCCGUCCAUGUCCCCGAACACACUGUACAAGCGGAACAUCUACAGCAACGAGCUGCUCAAAACCAUGUACGUCGACCCCGAGUUAAUGUUCAUCAAGGACACUGACGUCAACCCACAAGGAGGCGACCGCAAUGACACCUCGUAUGACUCCCGGAACGGCGUGCGCUGCAUCCGCGUGAGUCCGGAUGGCAAACACCUGGCAUCCGGGGACCGUGCCGGAAACAUCAGGGUUCACGAGCUGCAGUUCAUGGAUGAGUUGUGCAAGAUCGAGGCUCACGACGCCGAGGUGCUGUGUCUGGAGUACUGCCGGCCGGAGACAGGACACAGGUUCCUCGCCUCAGCCUCCAGGGACAGACUGAUCCAUGUGUUCGCUGUUGACCAGGACUACAGCUUUGUGCAGACGCUGGACGACCACUCCUCGGCCAUCACGUCCGUCAGAUUCUACCAAGGACAGAGCACCUUACAAAUGGUGUCCUGCAGUGCCGAUCGCUCCAUCAUCUUCCGAAGUGCCACCAUGAAUCCCCAGAAUGAGGUUUGGUUCUCUCGAGGACAUAACGUUGCCGGGAAGACCACCUUGUAUGACAUGGAGGUGGACCACGGCCAGCGCCACAUCCUCACCGCCUGCCAGGACCGCAAUAUCCGAGUCUACAAUGUGGCAUCCGGCAAGCACUCCAAGACCUUCAAGGGGUCGAUUGGGGAUGACGGAACACUAAUCAAGGUUGUGUUGGAUCAGAGCGGAAUCUACGCAGCCACCAGUUGUACAGACAAAAAUAUGUGUAUAUACGACUACUACUCCGGCGAGUGUAUGGCCACCAUGUACGGCCACUCUGAGCUGGUGACUGGCCUGCGCUUCACCGCCGACGGCAAACACCUUAUCACAGUGUCAGGGGAUGGAUGCAUAUUUGUGUGGAGGAUGCCUCACGACAUGACACAGACCAUGACAGCUCGACUGGCCCAGCAGGCGGAGCGGGCGGCCAAGGACAAGAGGAAAGUUGUCCGGCAGCCCAUCGACAAUGAGGACUUCAGACAACCCGCCGAGGACAUCUUUGAUCAAAAUGCCAACGAACCAGAAGAACCAGACUACAGGUUCAGCGUGGGUCAGCUUCCCCUGUGGGCCAAGAAGCAGAUGACGGAGCCCCAGGGUUCUGGCAACGGUGCCGGGGACAGGGGCGCCGUGGACCUACCCAAGGGAAGGUGGGCUCAGCGCCUCCACAACAACGCCAUCACCUUCAAGAGCCACUACGACACUGAUUCGGUGAUCCCCUUCCCAGCCAGAGAUAAGCGACACCCAGACUCGGAGUCCAGCAAGGAUAGCUCACUAGAGGAGAACGUCGGAGUGCACAAACAGUACCACGCCGUCCCUCGCAAGGAGAACCUCAUCCUCCCCAACAAGCAGGAGGCCAGUGCAGUUCCUGACUUUGUCCCUUGUCCAGACAGUUUAAAAGAAAUUAUGUCUGGGGAGAAAAUUUUUCAGGGUGCCUCCAAGGUGAACACCAAGAGAGUGACGGAGGUGGACCUGCGUAACCGCCACCACACAGACGACAGCGACGUGAGCAGCCUGCGAGUGGACGGGGGAACGACGGACCAUGACGGGGACAUUGAGGAUUGCAGCGAACAUGACGAUGAAAGCACUGAGCCAGAGCAUUCAGAGCACCUCAUGUACUACCCUCACAAUGACGACACCGCCAGUGACUUCACCGUGAACGCCAUGGACGUGGAGGAGCUGCGCCGGUCACAGCGACGCCACAGGAAGGCUCGGCCAGAAAGACCCACGGACAUCCCCCUCAUGUCUGUCUCAGGCUCCCAGGACUCUGACGACGAUGAUGAGGUUUCCACGCCGAGUGCCGACACAGCCGAGCGCAACAUCAUGUCAAUGCUGAACGUGAGCACGGAAAGCAUCGACCGCGUGGGCCGGCGAGAGAACUUCCUGAAGACCAACUUCGAGUCCCUGGAGGGAGAGAACGCGAGACCGGAAAAGGAAAUCAAGAACAAAAACAGUAUAUCUUAUAAGUUCAACACAAGAAAUAAGGAUACUCAAAUGUCAAAUAAGAGAGAAGAGCUGCUGAAGAGAAUUGAGGAGACGAGGAAGAAGCUCCAAAGUAUUGGAUACAAAUCAAACCUCAGGAACAGCAAGAGUAUCUCAGACUUGAGCAACAUUCCCGAGAAAGACACGUCCUAUAUGUCCGGGAACCAAGGUAACCAACCACCGUGUGAUGAUAACUUUUUCUACCUCCCAGCCCCCGCCACAGGCCCCGUCCCACACUCGGUGACCGCCAGCAUCCAGCAACUAUUUAACAACAGCAGCACCACCACCACAGUUGUACACAAUGCCGUCAAUGAUGUCCCGGAGUUACUCUCUGGCUGCCUCCCCAAAAAUGCAUCGACUAGCAUACCAGAGUUAGGUUCUAAUUACUUUUCAGAGUACAGGAGUAAUGUUUGUGAUAAUGCAGAAACCUUGAGGAAGCUUAGGUCAACCAUGUACGAUAGUAUUUUUGUGUCCAAGGAGCAGCAGAGGACAGGCAAGCAGCUCCUGGCACAGCUGGAGAGAGACCUGUUGGAGGUUGACCUUCUGAUGGGCCGCUCCUCAUCCCCUCCAGAGGUUGACACAGAUUCCCUCGAGGAGACGCUUCGAAGCCUCUCCUUGUUAAGUUCACGUGAACAACUCUUUAGGAAGGUUCACCAGACUCACCAGAGACCCAACGAUGACUCUGAUAGUGAUACUGUGAAGAGUGAGACGUCAAACUUUAGCUGUGAUAGUUUAGAGGACCGAGAAUCAGAGGACCAAGAGGAAGCAACGCCAGUGAAGGAGUGUAAAAGUAUUCCUCAACAGCCGCCCGUCAGCGAGGUGGGCAGCAGGACCCUGCCAUUCCCUCGGAGGAAGAGGCAGAGGUGGCAGAGACUUUCCCUUGAAGGGGUCACAAAAAUCAAGCCCAAUGACUACGAGUCUGAUGUAUUCCCAACUAAUGAAGGGCCAAGCAAUUCACAAGUGUUCCGAACAUCCUCCGACACGGCUCUGGCCAACAGUGACAGCAGUCACUCAGAUGUCCAGACUCCCACCAAUCCUCCUUUCUUCUCUGUGAAAUCUCCCGGCCCAUCAGUCAGCACGGUGCACUCAGUGGCUCACGCCUCCUGUGACCACACUAACCAAGCAGGUGCAGGCCACACAAAUAGUGAUGGUGAUGUUUCCUCCGUCACCAUAGAAACCCAUUCCUACCGACUUGAACAUUCCAACCCCAUUCCCUUCCCCAUACCCCAGCCCCCGAUGGUAGAGCAGCUCAAGAGAGAGAGUAGAGAGACCUCUCCCCACCGCCAGCCCCAGAAAGGGCAGGUAACUCUUCCCCCAGCCAAUGUAGGUGAUUCAGAAGACUUCCCAGUGGUGCAGGCCCAGCCCCUUCCUCCUGGGCCUCCCCCUGCUGUCUACCUGCCGUCCUCUCAGCCCUCCCUCCCCCAGGGCAUUAUCCCAGCCCCGGGCAGAGCCCACCGGGUUCUGCUGGCCAAGAAGGUGACCAUACAGCAAGUGCUUCCCUCCAAACAUGGAGGGAGUGGCGACAGUGGCUUCAGCAGCAGCCAUGGUGGUGGUGGUGGCGGUGGUGGGUUAAGGCGAGCGUGUUCCCUCAGUGACCUGACCAACCCCGGGGCACCACGACGCCUCCUCCCAACACCUCCCUCGGCUGGCGGAAAGAAGAGCGGCACAAAGAGCAAGUCCCCGGGACGGUCCUACUCGUCACUCUCACGCUCCAGCUCCAUCGGGGUGCUCAACCAGACUGGUGAGGAUGGAGGCCGAAGUGAACGGACGAUGAGGCCAACCAUCGCUUCCAUCAACAAAAUGACUCCCAGAGCUCUCAAGAGGAAGGCGUCCCUCUCCCAGGCUGUGUCCACGGGUGACAUCCGGCAGUUCCAUGAAGACUCCAGCUCUGAGGACACGUCGCCCUCGGAUCACAAGAACUCUCGCAGCCGCUCGCAUGGUGGCGACAGGCGGAACACCCUCCCUACCCGAGCCCUGAGCGAGCGCGACCUCACCCGCAGCAAUAGUCUGUCGGGGAAGAGCAGAGGGGAGUCCGUGAGGGGCCGCUACGCCUCGGCUGGUAUGUCUUCCUCCAAACGCCAUCCCAACUCAGACAUGAGCCGCCCCUCCUCAGCCGCCUCCACCGUUGACAUGAGUCCUGAGGAGUACCCAACGAGGGAUGAACUGAGUUACAUAGACCUGGACAACAUGCCACUGAGUGUGGGAGUAGUGGAGAGUGUGUGUGAGUGGGUGGUAGAGGGCUGUGAGAAGCUGAGUCAGCUGUGGUGGCGGGCGUGCAGUGAAGGAGGCGGGGAGGAGGACCACCACAAGGCCCUCCGUUCCCUCCUCCUUGGUGCUGCAGCCAGGGCCACCCACGCCCUCACCCCCCUCACUGCCCCCAACGCAGUCCCUGCUCCAGGGCAGAGCCUCCUUCCCCCUGGUGCAGCCCAGUCACAACCUCCACAAUCAUCGGACAACAAGGACCCGAGGAUGGUGGCGAUGAUGCAACAGUACACUGAUAUUCUGGUCAACAUGGUGCAGCAGAAGAUGGCGUCUCACCAGCCUCCGCCGGGCCCUGCAUGAUCAGUCUGUCCCUGUGUCUGUCUGUCUAUCGUCGCCUCUUAGUCAUAAACAGUCCAAACCUCAAGAUAGUCAUACGUUAUGCUGUGGUGUAGCAGGAAUUGUGUGUGUGUACAUAUUAUUAUUAUUAUUUAAAUGACCGAUACUUUUCUUGUGGGUUAGACAAUUUUGUCUGGUAAGACCCACUACUUUUUUUUCAUUUUAAGUUGGAAGGCUGUGUUUUUACAUUUUCUUUUAUGCAGUUUAAUGAUUCUCCAGGUCAUUCACUCGUGUGAUGUCAUGACCAACUUUGCCGUUGAAUAUAGUGUCUCUGCAUUAUAGUUCAUGCUGUCUUUGUUUCUUUUACCUCUGCUGAAACUGCACAUUCAAUUUAUAUAUCUGUGACUGCUGCAGAUAUUAUACAAGCAGUUAGGUGUCAAUGCAGAGCAAAAGUUUGUCAAGAAGUUUUAUUAAAUUUGUUGCCAAAGCUCUCAUUACUGCUUUCUGUGUCUCUGUGACACACUCCUGCCAUGAUACCUUUUGGUUUGAUGGGUGGGUAACAUUUAUAAGGAUGGAAUACAUAAAGUUUUUAAGAUUAUUUUGAGAAUGAUAAUGAUGGCAUAAUAUUGAAAGUGAUUAACCCAAUGCAUUGUGAUGUGUACAAAGUGGUUGUCAGGUACAAGUGGCUUGUUGACGCAGGAAGGACGCGGCCCCUCGCGACACUCACUGCCUCAAAGCAGCAGCAGGCCGGAAGCACCACACAGAUGCGACCUUUGAUUUAAUGAUUUUGUUUAAUAAUAAUAACCGCAUGAUGUUUUUGCCAUAAUUUUUGCUAUUAACUUUCCUAACUUCACAUUUACACAUUAUAUUGAUAUGGUGAAGGCUUAUUGCUGAUUGGGUUAGGUGAUUUACCUACAUUAUAGACUCAUAUUUUAUUUACACUUAAUUGCUAUGGACACUCCCUGGUCAAGUCAUUAAAGUGCACAGCACUUUGGAAGCUGAUUUUGUUUUCAGCCAUCUUCAAGCUAUACAUUUACUCUAGUAUAACGUAGAAAAUCAAACCCACGACUUUUAGUUUUAGUCAUACACUAAGUUUACUUUAAAUUCUAAUUGAGAAAUAUUCUGAAUUACAUCAAUUGAGUUUGAUAAAAAUAGAAGGCCUUGCUUUUUGCUAUAUUAUGCAAAUGAAAACCCUAAAAUUUUUUUGAAGAGGCCAUUGUCAAGUGUACAGUGUUUGCGAUCUGCAGCCUUUGAUGAGUGUCACUGCAUGCCUACAUGGCCAGAGAGGUGGCAGACAAGGUAUUGCCAGUGGAGGGUGCAGCGGCCGCCUGCCUGUGUCAACUUCCACUCAUUGAUACCAAAAAUUAUUCUGUUGCUCAGUCAUCUGCACUGAGGCUGUGCAUUCUUUCAGAAGGGUCAUUUGAAAUCAUUUAUAAUUUUUAGAAUUACGCAAAAUGUAUUACAUUUUAAAAGCUUUGUUUUUAUAUUGUCUGAACACAUUAAAAGGAAAAUGAUUUGAUUUGCAAUGCAAGAAUACAUUUGGUCAUCAGUAGCAGAAUGAUCUGUAAACAGUAUGUUACUGUACAAAGUAUUAAAUAGUUUGUUUGCUCCUGACAAAGCAUAUUCUGGUAGGGUAAACACGCCCACCCUUGAUUGUACCGAAUGAGAGGAUGGACAUUUUGAUAGAAGCUUCCUGUUAGUGUGUCUAUUAUUAGAAAGCUGAUGUGUAUUUUAAUCCAAAGCACAUUGUGUACUAUGAGGCAGGGCAAGACAUCUUCAUUCAUGUUGUUAGAACAUGGACAACAGUUGUAAUAAUUUCAUGACACCUCUAGGAUGCCAUCAAACAUUGUUAGAGCUGUGGAGGCUUGUGUGUGUUUGGUCUCAAAUGUAGCAUUAAGCCUCACCCCUGGUCAAGGGUGGGCUGAGAGAAGUGACCUGUCUUUGCCAGCUCCAAGGCUGCAUGUCGUGCACACAUUCAGAGGGUAGUACCGAGCUAGGUUAAGUCAAGUCAUUGUUAUCCACAAGGGUGCCAGAAGAUGCCAAGCUGAGAGGUGUGCCAAACCCUAGCCAUGCCUACUAGGGAGUGUAUAGAUGUAUCAUAGUGUAAAUUAUAUAUCUGGAACAUCAUUCCCUUGCUUGGGGAAGACCCAGAUUGCAGGUCUUGGCCACAGCAAGAUGCAGUCUUCCCCUGUGGCUGUUAGCAUUAUUAUUGCCUUCCACUAGUGCAAUUGUCCUCCAUUCUUCAUUAGGGUGUCGAGACACUGCUGUCGAACAGUAUUGUCUUCUCUUUGUGCUCAUGGAUAUCCGGGUAAGUAUCUGCCAAAUGAAAUCUCAUUCCUUGAUAAACUCUGUUUCAUGAAAAUUCUUUUUUAAAUAUAAUAAAUAUAACAUAAAAGCUGU
Molecule: messenger RNA, 8252 nt
Organism: Eriocheir sinensis (Chinese mitten crab)
Lineage: Eukaryota; Metazoa; Arthropoda; Malacostraca; Decapoda; Varunidae
Gene: Wdr62
Product: WD repeat-containing protein 62-like
Exons: 29
Coding region: 27-5876 (1949 amino acids)
Biological process (GO): regulation of mitotic cell cycle; mitotic spindle organization
Cellular component (GO): mitotic spindle
Molecular function (GO): protein binding
Source: RefSeq, a predicted model, not a curated record